This is a messenger RNA of Colletes gigas, 2544 nucleotides long. Its product is annotated as tubulin beta chain-like. Bases 729 to 2096 code for a protein of 455 amino acids. Gene Ontology annotation, molecular function: GTPase activity; structural constituent of cytoskeleton; GTP binding. The record is from RefSeq and is a predicted model, not a curated record. NCBI's taxonomy places the organism in Eukaryota, Metazoa, Arthropoda, Insecta, Hymenoptera, Colletidae. The transcript is spliced from 4 exons. Gene Ontology annotation, cellular component: microtubule; cytoplasm. Gene Ontology annotation, biological process: mitotic cell cycle; microtubule cytoskeleton organization.
UAUCGGCCUGUCGUUUACAAUCGGACUGUCGUGCCAAUAAUCAAAUGCGUGACUCGCUGUCGUAUGUCGUAACGUUCGAUGCCCGUGCCUGUCAAUUACGAACGAAAAAGAAAGAAAAAAAACGACAACAGGAUAUCCUGUUCGAUGGACUGUAGGCGCAUCCAGCGGAAAUGCAACUCGAGCGAGGAUAACCUCUCGAGGGCUACGUCCUUGCGAUUCCCAGGAGGCAGAAAUAUGUAUUUUUAUUCCGUUGGAUUCUCGGGGCCUCGAUAUCGCUGGAAAGUCUGAACGUUUGGAAGGAGCUUCCAGGAUCUUUUUAUCCGAAUGGGUCGAGUCACUUUUAAAACGUCGCCGUCUCGGCUCGCUUUCAUCGCGGCUCGUCGAGAACGAGGAUAAUCGAGACGCAGCUUCGUCUCCAGCUGCGCGGGCUGUUCUACGCUUUCACGAUCCCCUGCCGCUGGGCUCUUCUUCUUCACUCCGCUCUGUUCCACUCCGGCCUGGAGGAAGUCCUGCGCGACACGACAGUCGGCUCCGAACACCCGCUUCGCUGCACACGCUCUCUCCGCGCGCGUUCCUCGCACUCCAAGCACACGCUCCACGUCUUCGCGGACACCGGGACCGGGACUACUCCCCAAGGGAUAUAUCAUCAGCUGUUCGCUACGGACCGCACCUUUUUUCCCCCGUAGACACUGUCAAGGGCAUAGAAAGACCGCCGGCCAUCGUUCAGAAUGAGGGAGAUCGUGCAUCUGCAAGCUGGACAAUGCGGAAAUCAGAUAGGCGCGAAGUUCUGGGAAGUGAUUUCCGAGGAGCACGGUAUCGAUCAGUCGGGCAUCUAUCACGGAGACAGCGAUCUGCAGCUAGAGCGAAUUUCCGUCUACUACAAUGAGGCUUCCGUCGCGACGUCAACGAACGGAGGCAAGUACGUGCCCAGAGCCAUUCUAUUGGACCUCGAGCCAGGAACCAUGGACGCGGUUCGUUCGGGAGCGUACGGAAAGCUCUUCAGGCCCGACAAUUUCGUGUUUGGGCAGUCCGGAGCUGGGAACAACUGGGCGAAAGGUCACUACACCGAAGGCGCCGAACUGGUGGAUUCUGUCCUCGACGUGGUCAGAAAGGAAUGCGAGAACUGCGACUGCCUCCAGGGAUUCCAGCUGACUCACUCUCUCGGUGGUGGUACCGGAUCCGGCAUGGGCACCCUGCUCAUCUCCAAGAUCCGCGAAGAGUAUCCCGAUAGGAUCAUGAACACGUACUCGGUGAUGCCGUCGCCGAAAGUAUCGGACACCGUGGUGGAACCGUACAACGCGACGCUCUCCGUCCACCAGCUGGUGGAGAACACCGACGAGACCUACUGCAUCGACAACGAAGCCCUCUACGACAUCUGCUUCCGCACCCUGAAGGUCUCGAAUCCCAGCUACGGCGACCUGAAUCACCUGGUCUCGCUGACCAUGUCCGGGGUCACGACCUGCCUCAGGUUUCCGGGUCAACUGAACGCCGAUCUGAGGAAGCUGGCGGUGAACAUGGUGCCCUUCCCCCGUCUCCACUUCUUCAUGCCAGGUUUCGCGCCACUGACCUCCAGAUCCAUGCAACAGUACUCGGCGCUCUCGGUGCCCGAGCUCACGCAACAGAUGUUCGACGCGAAGAACAUGAUGGCCGCCUGCGACCCCAGACACGGACGAUAUCUAACGGUGGCUGCCGUGUUUCGCGGGAGGAUGUCGAUGAAGGAGGUGGACGAGCAAAUGCUCAGCGUGCAGAACAAGAACAGCUCGUACUUUGUCGAAUGGAUCCCCAACAACGUGAAGACAGCCGUCUGCGACAUCCCGCCGAAAGGCCUCAAGAUGUCCUCCACCUUCAUUGGGAACACCACCGCCAUUCAGGAGCUGUUCAAGAGGAUUUCCGAACAGUUCACGGCCAUGUUCAGAAGAAAGGCGUUCCUCCACUGGUACACCGGCGAAGGCAUGGACGAGAUGGAGUUCACCGAGGCGGAAUCGAACAUGAACGACUUGGUCUCCGAGUAUCAGCAAUACCAGGAAGCCACCGCUGAAGAGGACUUUGAGGCCGAGGAAUGCGCCGACGACUUCGAGACCUGCGAGCAAGAGUAGAUCUACGAUCGAAUAGGCUUCGUAGGCCGACCGAUCGGGAGUCGUCCGAUCACGAUCGCUCCCGUUCAUUCUACUAACUCUUUGUGUCUGUCUCUUUCCCUUUCAGCUACGUCUUGGUCGACGCGAGCCGCGUUCGAGGAAUCUUUUUAUAUUUUUAUAUGCACGCGUGUAUGGUAAUCGAUUCGUUUCUUUGAUCGCCAUGUUUUUUCGACGCGAAACUUGUCCUCGCGAGGACACAACCUCCUCGAACCUUCUCCUCGACGACGACGCGGUGCUCGCUCGACGCGAUGGGACACUCGAUGGGUGGAACGAAUUUCCAGGGCUCGCGGGACGACAAUCUGUAACGACCAAACACCAAAGCACCUCGACCAAAAAUCUGCCUUCUUCGUUACAUCCACAGAAUUAUAUAGUAUGCGUAUAACCGUGGCACGCGUUUAAAUGUAGCGCA